Messenger RNA from Engraulis encrasicolus (European anchovy), 917 nucleotides. Its product is annotated as phospholipase A and acyltransferase 3-like. Gene Ontology annotation, biological process: N-acylphosphatidylethanolamine metabolic process. Gene Ontology annotation, molecular function: A2-type glycerophospholipase activity; glycerophospholipid phospholipase A1 activity. The record is from RefSeq and is a predicted model, not a curated record. Lineage: Eukaryota; Metazoa; Chordata; Actinopteri; Clupeiformes; Engraulidae. Gene Ontology annotation, cellular component: cytoplasm. Bases 196 to 717 code for a protein of 173 amino acids. The transcript is spliced from 5 exons.
CUCCUCUCCCUGCUGUCCUAUGCUUCUUGCCAUUUGCCUCUUGCUCUCUUGCUACCAGCUGACGGACAGCGAAGUUGUGCUGAAAACCUCCACAAAACAAAACCUUCAUCAGCACGUGUGCUCAACCAACCAACAAGGAACAGAAAACCGAAAGUGAUCUAAUCGCACCUGGGGCCGUCUGCGCAAGGGGUCACCAUGGCGCCAACUUUGUAUGACGAUGGCGAGAAACCGGAGGUUGGUGACCUGAUUGAGAUCUUCAGAGGAACAUACCAGCACUGGGCUGUGUACAUUGGGGAGGGUUAUGUCAUUCACCUAGCGCCGCCCAGUGAGCGGGCACAAGCCGGGGCCUACAGCAUGAUGUCGGUGCUGUGUGACAAGGCCAUCGUGAAGAAGGAGGAGCUUUGGGACGUGGUGGGGACCGACAAGUGGCAAGUCAACAACCUCCUGGACAAGAACUACCAGCCCCGGCCCGCGUGCACUAUCGUACAGGAGGCCGAGAGCAUGCUGAACCAGGAACUGCCCUACUGCGUCUUCCGGGGCAACUGUGAACACUUUGCCACCGAGCUGCGCUACGGCAAGGCUGAGUCACGCCAGGUGCGCAAGGCGGCGGAGGUGGCGGUGGGGGUUGGGAUGGUCACCAUGCUCGGCCUGGGAGCCAUCGCUGUGGCAUCCGCCUUGUUUGGAAGCAGCAAGAAGGAGAGGGAGAGCAAGCAAUGAACAUGGCACCUCGUAGAUGUUCAUUAUGUCCAACUGUUGACUCAAGACUUUUUCUUUAGUUUCAGACAUGUAAAAGUUUUAUCCUUUACCUGACAUGUUUCGACAACAUCAACUGAUUUUAAAGCACAUCGCAUACCAACAUCCAUGUCACCCUCUGAUGAAGAUGGAAGCUACAUCGUCAAAGCAUGUCAGGUAAAGGA